Molecule: messenger RNA, 2558 nt
Organism: Onychostoma macrolepis
Lineage: Eukaryota; Metazoa; Chordata; Actinopteri; Cypriniformes; Cyprinidae
Product: B-cell receptor CD22-like
Exons: 7
Coding region: 973-1824 (283 amino acids)
Source: RefSeq, a predicted model, not a curated record
GGCAUACUGCAAUAUAAAGUACAUUAAAAACCUACUAAAAGUGUAAUCAUUUUGUUAUGUUCUUACACAAAGUACACAUAAAAUAUAUUUUCAGUAAGAGUAACAUAAGUGUGUUUUUUGCAAAUACACUAAAACGUCACUAAAAUUAUGCUUGUGUUUAGUAUAUUCCUUAAAAGUGUAACUAAGAAUAUAUUUAUUAACAUAGUAUUUCUACUAUACUUUUUAGAAAUAUAGUAAUAGUGUGCUUGUGUUUAGCAUAUUCCUUAAAAGUGUAAUUAAGCAUAUAUUUAUUACCAAAGUAUUUCUAGUAUACUUUUUAUAAACACAUUAAAAAUAUGCUUCUGUUUAGCAUAUUUCUUAGAAGUAUAACUAAGCAUAUAUUUAAUACAAAAGUACUUCUAGUAUACUUUUAUAUUUUUAUGUACUUCAAAUAAGCAUGUUGGGAAUACAAAUGUAUUAUAAACAUACUACUUGAAUUUCAAGUAUAUUUUUAAUACAUUUAAUACUACGCCUUUUUCACCUGGGCAUCUAGAAAAAUUCCACCAGCCGCGACGGAUAAAUACUUCAAUCUGACACCUGUAGGUCCUCCAGUGAAUCCUGUGAUUCAGGAUUCACUGUCGGUCUGGUGAACUAGUGAAGGAAGAUUCAUCUGAUUCAUGAGUUUCAAUCGUGCAUUGUCAAAUAUGUUAAUGUCUUGGUUUUUUUUUUCUUCUUGAUUUAGACCCACCAAAGAACGUCUCAGUGUCCGUCAGUCCAUCUGGUGAAAUAGUGGAGGGAGAUUCAGUGACUCUGAGCUGCAGCAGUGAUUCAAACCCACCUGCAGAAAUCAGCUGGUUUAAAGGAGGAACAACUGUAGGAUCUGGAAGAAUCUACAGCAUCUCAAAGAUCAGCUCUGAUCACAGUGGAGAAUACAAGUGCAAGUCCAGAAAUAAACAUGGAGAGAAAUACUCUGAUGCUGUGACUUUAAACAUCAUGUACCCACCCAGGAGCGUCUCAGUGUCUAUAACUGGAUCUGGUGAAAUAGUGGAGGGAGAUUCAGUGACUCUGAGCUGCAGCAGUGAUUCAAACCCACCUGCAGAAAUCAGCUGGUUUAAAGGAGGAACGUUUGUAGGAUCUGGAAGAAUCUACAGCAUCUCAAAGAUCAGCUCUGAUCACAGUGGAGAAUACAAGUGCAAGUCCAGAAAUAAACAUGGAGAGAAAUACUCUGAUGCUGUGACUUUAAACAUCAUGUACCCACCCAGGAGCGUCUCAGUGUCUAUAAAUGGAUCUGGUGAAAUAGUGGAGGGAGAUUCAGUGACUCUGAUCUGCAGCAGUGAUUCAAACCCACCUGCUCUGAACUUCAGCUGGUUUAAGGAGGAUCAAAGCUCAGCUGUUGGAUCUGGACAGAGUUUCAGUGCUCUACAGAGUGGACGCUUCUACUGUGAGGCUCACAAUCAACAUGGAUCUCAGAGAUCAGACUCUGUUACUGUCACAGGUGCUGAUAGGAAUGUAAUUGUGAUCACAACGGCAUCUGGAGGAGGAUUAUUCAUUAUUUUCAUAAUCAUUAUCCUGUUUAUAAUGAGGAAACGAAGGAGUGUUAAAACUGAAGAUCACACAAUGAAACAGAAUGAUCUCUAUUCUGACGUGUCACAGAGAGUUUCAGAGCCUCUUUCUGAACCUGAUACAGCCAGUGAUGCUCUGUAUGCCAAUGUGAAACCCAGCAGAUUCAGAGGAAAACUCCUGAAUCCAGAGAUACUGAGGAGAUGCAGUACGCAACUGUCCAACAUCACCGAAAGAAAGAGACGAACAGACCAGAAGACGGUGAAUGUCAGUAUGACAAUAUAAGAGUUCAUCAGCCUGAUGCUGCCGUGAGGCAAUCAAAUGUUCAAACUGUGGAAGACGUAUCGGUGAUCUACAGCAGCGUCAGAUGAGUGAUAAAGCAGCAAACACAAAGCCUGUGUUCAACUGUUCAAUGAGCGACUGUUUGAUAACUGCACAGCUGUGGAAUAAUUUACUCAUCUGUUCUCACCACAACCACUGAAGAUAAUUAAAACCCACAAGAUUCAUUUGUUCUCUUUGCGAGAGAAUUACUGUCAUUGUAUCCUGGACUCAUGUCACAUCUUUCUUUUUUAAUGCUUUGUGUGUGUUUUAUAAAAUAUUUGUAAAAUAAAAUAUAUUUAAAAUAAAUAAAUAUAUAUAUAUAUAUAUAUAUAUUUUUUUUUUUUUUGUACAUUUAUUGCCUUUGUCUUUAAGUUUGUCUAAGUUUAAUCCAUGAGUUUAUUGCAUUAAUAGUAGUAGUAGUAUAUAUUUAUUUAAUGCCGUGUCAGCAUCUUAGGCUAUUUUCAUGGCAAAAAAAAAAUAAUAAUAAUACAAGUAUAAUAUCGCAUUCUUCAGAAUUUAAAUAAUGUAUGUUUUAACAAGCUAACAACACUGAAAUCGGUACAACUUAUAAAUAUUUACAUGCAAAAGUAUUGUAUUUUAUGUAGCCCAUUAUUGUAUUUUAUUAAUAGUGUCAUUUUCAUAUUUCUCUUUGUAUGUUUUUAUAUUUAGGGCCAAUGCUUCAAUAAACCUGAUUGACC